AUGCAUUCAACAGAUGACCUGCAAGACUAUGGAAUGAAAACCAACCAGCAGGCAGCCAAGGCGACGCGGCUGCUCAGGCACCGCCGGUUGCUACUCGCUUUGACCCGGUUCCGAAGGGCAUUUUCAAUUAAAGAGGCUGGCUCGUCAGCCGUGCCGCCCCCGGCUUUUCUGAAGGAUCACACACCGUUCAGUAAAAAUUCACGGGAGGCAAAACGGGUUUUGAAGAGAAAAUACGCAGUGCCAGGCUGGUACCACGCGCGCACGUACAGUUACGUCCUCCGACGGCGGACGGCGUCAGAGCUCGGCCGGGCUGCAGAGGCCGCUGGAGACCGCCCCGGCUGGCGCACGGCGCAGAGGGGACGCUCCCCGGCAGGCGACGAACGCUCCCAGCUCUCUAUUCUUAAUAGCAAUAAUUAUGGCUACCUGCCGUGGGAGUGGGCACAUGGCUUAAGGGGCUACUCAUACCCACUGAUCUUUGCAAGCAUCUACAAAGCUUUACAGCUGCUGGCUAAGGACGAUGUUCAGCUGCUGAUAUGGGUCCCUAGACUUGCACAGGCAGUGCUGGCAGCUUUUGCUGAUGUGAAGCUUUACUCAUUAGUGCAACACCUUGAAAAUGCAGAAACAGCAAAGUGCGUGUACUUCUGCCAGCUGUGUUCCUGGUUUACAUGGUAUUCCUGUACCAGAACUCUAACAAACACCAUGGAAACUCUUCUUACCACUUUUGCUCUUUCCUACUAUCCGAUAAAAGGUUCCAAGAUAUCGAGCAGUUGCAAAUACAUAGCUUUGAUAGCAUUUGCAAUUGUUAUUCGUCCCACUGCUGUUAUCCCAUGGAUACCAUUGGUAUUCAGUCAUUUCUUGCAAGAACAGAGGAAAGCAGACCUUAUCCUACACAACUGCAUUCCAGUUGGAUUGGUCACAAUAGGAACCUCUUUAAUAAUUGACCGUGUGUUUUUUGGUGAGUGGGUACUGGUUCAGCUGAACUUCUUGAAAUUCAACGUGCUGCAGAAUUUGGGAACGUUUUACGGAUCUCACCCUUGGCAUUGGUACUUCACUCAGGGACUACCAGUCAUCUUGGGUACCCAUCUGCCUUUCUUUAUUCAUGGCUGUGUGCUGGCACCAAAAAGGUAUCGCAUCUUUCUAAUGGCAGUGAUUUGGACAGUGUUGGUAUACAGCAUGCUGAGCCAUAAAGAAUUCAGGUUCAUCUAUCCAGUACUACCCUUUUGCAUGGUUUUUUGUGGAUAUUCCUUGAAACACCUGAAAGCAUGGAAGAAACCUGCAGCAAGUUUCCUGCUUUUAUCAAACUUACUCCCAGCCCUGUAUACAGGCUUGAUUCACCAGCGAGGCUCUCUUGAUGUCAUGAGUCACAUACAGCAACUCUGUAAUAACUCUUACCAGUCACAAGCUUCUGUCUUCAUCAUGAUGCCGUGCCACUCUACUCCAUUUUACAGUCAUGUUCACUGUCCUCUAACAAUGAGAUUCCUUCAGUGUCCCCCAGACCUAACCGGAAAUGAGAGCUAUAUUGACGAAGCAGAUAUAUUUUACUCUAAUCCACUUGGCUGGCUUAAUAAGGAGUUUUAUAAUGAUACAUUAUUACCCAGUCACUUGAUCUUCUUCAGUGUGCUAGAACAGGAAAUAUCAUCAUUUCUAGCUUUAAGGGGCUAUGAGAAAAUGGCCACUGUCUUUCACACCCAUGUACCUCAAGGACGAGUUGGAAGCCACAUCUACAUCUACAGGAAAAAAACUGAUAUGAAUCAUACCUGAAGAUCAGUUUCUAGAAU
Molecule: messenger RNA, 1778 nt
Organism: Egretta garzetta (little egret)
Lineage: Eukaryota; Metazoa; Chordata; Aves; Pelecaniformes; Ardeidae
Gene: PIGB
Product: phosphatidylinositol glycan anchor biosynthesis class B
Exons: 13
Coding region: 1-1761 (586 amino acids)
Biological process (GO): GPI anchor biosynthetic process
Cellular component (GO): endoplasmic reticulum membrane
Molecular function (GO): alpha-1,2-mannosyltransferase activity
Source: RefSeq, a predicted model, not a curated record